AUGUCGUUGUUAAGAACACUUGUAUCCCGAUACGUUUUACCGAAUACAUAUCGAACGACAACAAGAUUCUCAUCCAACGAUACAAAAUUAACUUCAUGCGAUGACAAACCGGUACCAAUGCCAAACCCAUACAAGAAAGAACGUCGUCAAUGUAUCUUAUGCAAGUUGAAGAUCAAACCAGACUACAAGAACUAUAGACUAUUGUCCCAAUUCCAGAGUCCAUACACUGGUCGCAUUUACGGAAGGCAUAUUACUGGAUUAUGUAAAUCGAAACAGGAGCAAGUUGAAAGUGAGAUCAGGAAGGCACAAAACUGCGCCUAUAUGCCGUACUAUUAUAAGGACAAGACCUUCCUGAAGGACCCUAAGCUGUUUGACCCCGAAAAUCCUAUUAGAUCCCAUAGAUUUUAA
This is a messenger RNA of Spodoptera littoralis (African cotton leafworm), 408 nucleotides long. The record is from the annotation of a GenBank genome assembly. NCBI's taxonomy places the organism in Eukaryota, Metazoa, Arthropoda, Insecta, Lepidoptera, Noctuidae.